GUGAAGGCGUUGUCAAUUGAUCAGGUGGACCACGUGCUGUCGCAGCCAUCGAUUAGCUUGGCCGCGGGAAGCACGAUCUACGGAGACGACGAAAGCAGCGAAAAUGAGGACCAAGACUCCGUGGACGACCAGCUGCCAAAGCUGUUGGGUGCCAGAGUCCA
Messenger RNA from Symbiodinium pilosum, 161 nucleotides. The record is from the annotation of a GenBank genome assembly. Lineage: Eukaryota; Dinophyceae; Suessiales; Symbiodiniaceae.